Oldenlandia corymbosa var. corymbosa is the source of this 4710-nucleotide messenger RNA. Lineage: Eukaryota; Viridiplantae; Streptophyta; Magnoliopsida; Gentianales; Rubiaceae. The record is from the annotation of a GenBank genome assembly.
AUGCCACCGACGCCCAAUUUUAAAGUAACCUCUUGCUUCGAGCCUCGUGCCACGCCCCCUCUUCCGGCCCAAUUAUUCUUCACGAUGACUCUUCGAAAAGGUUCUAAGGUCUGGGUGGAAGAUAAGGAGUUAGCUUGGGUGGGAGCUGAAGUUUGCGAUUUUAUCGGCAAAAAUGUUCAAGUCGUCACUCACCAUGGGAAAAAGGUUUUGGCAUUGCCGGAGAAACUGCAUCCCAGAGACGCGGAAGAGGACCAUGGAGGGGUGGAUGACAUGACGAAGCUGACCUACUUGAAUGAGCCUGGCGUGCUUGAUAAUCUCCAGAGGCGUUAUGCACUUAAUGAAAUUUAUACGUACACCGGAAGCAUCCUCAUUGCUGUCAAUCCAUUCACAAAGCUUCCUCAUCUUUACAACCUUCACAUGAUGGAGCAGUAUAAAGGGGCCCCAUUUGGGGAGCUAAGUCCUCAUGUAUUUGCUGUCGCCGAUGCAUCUUACAGAGCAAUGAUGAGCGAGGGUAGAAGCCAGUCUAUUUUAGUUAGUGGUGAAAGUGGUGCUGGGAAAACAGAAACAACAAAGCUAAUUAUGCAGUAUCUUACAUAUGUUGGUGGUCGUGCUGCUAGUGAUGACAGAACAGUUGAACAGCAAGUUCUUGAGUCUAAUCCGUUGCUGGAGGCAUUUGGUAACGCCAGAACAGUCAGAAAUGAUAAUUCGAGCCGCUUUGGGAAGUUUGUUGAGAUUCAAUUUGAUGCUAGUGGGAGAAUAUCAGGUGCUGCAAUUAGAACUUACCUUUUGGAACGGUCUCGUGUUGUUCAAAUAACAGAUCCAGAAAGGAAUUACCACAUCUUCUACCAGUUAUGCGCUUCUGGAUUGGAUGCCGAGAAAUACAAUCUUGGCCAUCCUAGUACCUUUCACUACCUGAACCAAAGUAAAAUUUAUGAGUUAGAUGGGAUGAGCAAUGCAGAGGAAUACUUAAAAACAAGAAGGGCUAUGGAAAUUGUUGGCAUUAGCUCAGAGGACCAGGAAGCAAUAUUCCGGACAUUGGCUGCAAUACUUCAUCUGGGUAAUGUGGACUUCUCUCCUGGAAAAGAGCAUGAUUCAUCGGUUGUAAAGGAUCAAAAGUCUAACUUUCAUUUACAGAUGGCUUCAAAUCUUUUAAUGUGUGAUGUUAGUCUUUUGUUGGCAACCCUUUGCACACGAUCAAUCCAGACGCUUGAAGGGACUAUCAUCAAAGCUCUUGAUUGCAAUGGUGCUUUAGCUGGUCGAGAUGCCUUGGCGAAGACUAUCUACGCUCGGCUGUUUGAUUGGCUUGUUGAGAAAAUCAAUCGAUCUGUUGGACAAGAUCAGGAUUCAAGGAUAAAGAUAGGAGUUCUGGACAUAUAUGGCUUUGAAUGCUUUAAGUAUAACAGUUUCGAGCAAUUUUGCAUCAAUUUUGCAAAUGAAAAGCUUCAGCAACAUUUUAAUGAGCAUGUGUUCAAGAUGGAACAGGAAGAGUACCAUAAGGAAGAGAUAAAUUGGAGCUACAUUGAAUUUAUUGACAACCAGGAUGUCUUGGAUUUGAUUGAGAAGAAACCCAUUGGGAUAAUUGCACUUCUGGAUGAAGCUUGCAUGUUUCCGAAAUCAACCCAUGGGACAUUUUCAAACAAAUUAUUCCAGAAUUUCCGUAGUCAUCCACGGUUAGAGAAGGCCAAGUUUUCUGAAACAGAUUUCACCAUUUCCCACUAUGCUGGAAAGGUUACAUAUCAGACACAAACAUUCUUAGAUAAGAAUCGUGAUUAUGUUGUGGUUGAGCACUGCAAUCUUUUGUCCUCUUCGAAAUGUCCCUUUAUCUCUGGUCUCUUCCCCGCACUUCCAGAGGAAUUUUCCAGAUCAUCAUAUAAGUUCUCUUCAGUGGCUUCUCGGUUUAAGCAACAACUUCAAGCUCUUAUGGAGACUCUCAGCUCAACAGAACCUCAUUAUGUUCGUUGUGUGAAGCCAAACUCAAUAAACCGGCCCCAGAAGUUUGAGAAUCAAAGCAUCUUACACCAAUUGCGCUGUGGGGGUGUUUUGGAAGCUGUUCGCAUAAGUUUGGCUGGUUAUCCCACUCGCAAGACCUAUCCCGAGUUUGUAGAUCGAUUUGGUAUUAUUGCAUUGGACAUUAUGGAUGGACGUUAUGAUGACAAAACUAUGACCGAGAAAAUAUUGCAGAAGCUAAAUCUGGGGAAUUUCCAGCUGGGGAAAACAAAAGUUUUUCUUCGAGCUGGUCAGAUUGCUGUCUUGGAUUCGCGUCGUGCUGAGGUUCUAGAUUCUGCGGCGAAGCGUAUUCAGGGUAGACUGCGUACAUUCAUUGCACGAAGGGACUUUGUCUCAAGCAAGGCCGUUGCAAUUUCCUUACAAGCUUGCUGUAGAGGAUACCUUGCUCGCAAACUAUAUGCUUCAAUCAGAGAAGAAUCAGCUGCUAUUCUUAUUCAAAAAUAUGUGCGAAGAUGGCAGUCUAGGCAUGCGUAUGUGCAGCUGUAUAUGUCGAUUGUGCUCAUUCAAUCCUGCACCCGUGGAUUCUCUGCGCGGCAAAAGUUUUUGUACUGGAAGGAACACAGAGCUGCCACUUUAAUUCAGGCUCAUUGGAGGAUGUAUAAGGUCCGGAAAGCUUACCGCAAUCGUCAAUCUAAUAUAAUUGCUAUCCAAUGCCUUUGGCGCCGAAAGCUGGCUAAGAGAGAACUCAGGAGGCUUAAACAGGAGGCUAACGAAGCUGGUGCCUUGCGUGUGGCAAAGAGUAAGCUUGAGAAGCAAUUAGAAGAUCUUACAUGGCGGUUGCAUUUGGAAAAGAAAUUGCGUGUGUCCAAUGAAGAGUCUAAGAUUGCGGAAAUUACAAAACUGCAUAAGACCGUUGAAUCUUUAAGCCUUGAACUGGAUGCUGCCAAACUUGCUAGAGUCAAUGAGCUUAACAAGAAUUCUGUGCUCCAAAGGCAACUAGAAUUGUCGCUGAAGGAGAAAUCCGGAUUGGAAAGAGAAGUUGUUGCAUUGUCUGAAUUAAGGGAUGAAAAUGUCCUUUUGAAGAAUUCUUUGAACUCUUUGGAAGAGAAGAACUCAGCCCUCGAGCGUGAACUUGCAUGUGCUAAACAAGAUUCAAGUGAUACUAUUGAAAAGCUGAAGGAAGUUGAGCUUAUGUGUUCAGAACUCCAGCAGAACAUCAAAAGGUUGGAAGAAAAGCUUUCAAAUGUAGAGGAUGAGAACCAUGUUCUUCGACAAAAAGCAAUCAGUGCAACUCCUAGGAGCAUCCGUGCUGGUUUUGCUAAACCUUUAUUAGAUAAGUUUAGUGGAGCACUUGCUCUUCAGUCAGCAGAUCGGAAGUCUGCAUUUGAGUCGCCAACUCCAUCAAAAAUCAUAGCUCCACUUGUGCAAGGUUUAUCCGAUUCUCGUCACCCAAGAUUAACUGUUGAGAGGCAACAGGAAACCUACGAGAUACUCUCACGGUGCAUUAAAGAAAACCUUGGGUUUAAAGAUGGAAAGCCUGUGGCUGCCUGUGUCAUCUACAGAUGCCUUCUUCAUUGGCAUGCCUUUGAGUCAGAAAGAACUUCCAUUUUUGACUCUAUCAUUGAGGGAAUUAAUGAGGUUUUGAAGGUUGGUGAUGAGGAUACCACCCUGCCUUACUGGUUAUCUAAUGCUUCUGCUCUUCUCUGCCUUCUGCAAAAAAAUUUGCGGUCUAAUGGAUACUUGAAUGCAACUUCUCAUCGUUCACCUGGUAUCGCUGGGCCCAAUGGUAGUGUUGGGCACGCUGUAAAAUCACCUUACAAAUAUAUUGGAUUGGAUGAUGGUAUAUCAUAUAUUGAGGCAAAAUAUCCUUCCAUUUUAUUCAAACAACAAUUAACUGCCUGCGUCGAGAAGAUUUUUGGCUUGAUACGUGAUAAUCUGAAGAAAGAAAUAUCUCCACUUUUGGGUCAAUGCAUUCAGCACCUUUUUUAUUUUUAUUUUAUCACUCACUUUUGUCUUACUGAUUACAUAACUUCUGGGUUGAAUUUGUGGUUCAUCAAGGCACCAAAAACUCGUGCGGGAAAAUCAUCACGAUCACCGGUUACUCAACAGUCUUCAAGUCAGUGGGAUAGCAUCAUCAAGUUCUUGGAUUCCCUUAUGAGCCGUCUUCAAGGAAAUCAUGUGCCUUCAUUUUUCAUCCGAAAGCUCAUUACUCAAGUAUUCUCCUUCAUCAACAUAUCACUUUUUAACAGUUUAUUGCUUCGACGAGAAUGCUGUACUUUUACAAAUGGAGAAUAUGUUAAAUCUGGUCUGGCUGAACUGGAGAAGUGGAUAGGAACGGCAACUGAGGAGUUUGCAGGGACAUCUUGGCAUGAGUUAAAUUACAUUAGACAAGCUGUUGGGUUUCUGGUAAUACAUCAGAAGAGGAAAAAGUCAUUAGAAGAGAUAAGGCAGGAUCUUUGCCCGGCUCUUACUAUUAGGCAAAUCUACCGGAUCAGUACAAUGUACUGGGAUGACAAGUAUGGGACUCAAAGUGUGUCAAAUGAGGUUGUUUCUGAGAUGAGGGAGAUACUAAGUAAAGAUUCACAAAACUUGACCUCAAACUCAUUCUUGUUGGAUGAUGAUCUUAGCAUUCCAUUCUCAACAGAUGAUAUCUACAUGGCACUUCCACCUGUGGAUCCUGCAGAUGUUGAUCUGCCAAAAUUUUUGGCAGAGUAUCCUUCUGCGCAGUUUCUUGUCAAGAAUAAAGCAAAUGGCCUCGCAUGA